Macrobrachium nipponense is the source of this 4358-nucleotide messenger RNA. RefSeq names its product hemicentin-2-like. The record is from RefSeq and is a predicted model, not a curated record. Gene Ontology annotation, molecular function: protein binding. Lineage: Eukaryota; Metazoa; Arthropoda; Malacostraca; Decapoda; Palaemonidae.
UUUGACGAAGCAGGUCCUACGCUCUGGCUCCCGCUCUCUCCCGGUUCCGUCUGCCGUGUUCUCUCGUAAGGAAAGUGACAUUUCGCUUCGCGUUUCUCGAGGCCAUUUAGAUAACGUGACGUGCAAAUAUAUACUAGAAGUGAGACGGGGAUGAUCUUUAGAAUAUAGGUUUAAAGGCAGAAAGAGAGAGAGAAACCCUCCAAAGCUCUGAAAAAAAAAAAACACGUCGGAUGUUCGUGCAAUUAAUUCAGGUCAAAAAUAAACGCGAGAAGAAAAGUCUGAGUGAGUGAUUACCUCUGAUUAUUUAAGCACCUCUGAAAGUGUUCUGAGUACGUGGCCUCUACACACUACUUAGUGAUAUAUCAGUCGGAAUUUCUAAGUGUUUAAAUUGCGAACUUUUUAAUCAAACUCCCAAUUUCUCGUCAACUUUCGGAAGUAAUCGUUUGCAAAUUUUCAUACGCUGACCUUUUAGGAAACUAACGUCUCUUUACUACGCUAACAUUAGUAUUUUUCCCGGAAUUCUUCCACGCCUGUAUAUAAUCUAUAUACUUGUACAUAUCCUCAAUAAGAUCCUGCAAAAAGAUAAACACCUGUGGGAUGCUUGUAUAGUAUCGCAAUGUGUGUGAUAUAUAUAUCAACUAUUAUCUCUAACUUUUGCUAACUACUUAAUUCGAAAAUAAAAACCAUCAGAAAAUAUUGCAAGUCGUAUUUCCUAUUGUGAAAGAAACAUCUCAUUGCAUUGUAAUCUGGCCUGUAUAAUAUUAGGCUUCAUUGUCAAAAACUGAAUGCUUAAUUAUAUAUAACUCAUAAAGAAAUUUAAAAUACAAGCAAAAAAGUUCUCGAGAAACUUCCAUCGUGACUGAGCGAGACAAAAUGAAAAAUGAACGAAAUGAUUUCCCCCGAAAUGUUGUUGCUCCACGAAGCAACGAAACUCAGUCGAUUAGUGCCGCGGAAAAGGAAGGUUUUACGUAUUAACUCGAAAUAAGAAAAAAAAAAGAUACCGCAGACCCAUUUCGCAACGAGCAGCAGCAGCAGAAGCGAGCAGCAUUAGUAGUAGUAGUAGUAGUAGUAGUAGUCGAAGUAGUAGUGCUGACAGAAAAUCACCGUCGUUCAUAAACAUGGUGUCCAAUCACCUGCUUCUUGUCAUGAACAUGCUCCUGAUUGCAAUGGUUUCAGUGAACUCCAUCGACGAAGAAGUUUGGGAGGUGAUAGGAGUUGCCGGCCGUACUAGUGAUCUUCCAUGCUACCUCAACCCUCGAACUUCAGGAGACAGACCUAAACUUAUAUUAUGGUACAAAGGGGAUAUCAAAACGCCAAUUAUCAGUAGUUACGACGGCCGCCUGCCCGAAGUACAUCCUUCCACAGUCCACCGUGAAGAAUACAUCCUUACCGUGGGCAGGACGGCGGCCACUCUCACCAUCAACACCGUCGGCACGGAGUCGGCCGGCAUGUACGAGUGCCGAGUCGAAUUCUUCAAGUCGCCGACUCACACCAACCUCGUCAAUCUCACUGUCAUUGUUCCUCCUCGGAGCGUCGAGAUUCACGACAGCCACACCGGGCCUGCAAAAAACGGUAUUAUCGGGCAAUACUACGAGGGCGACAAAGUCACCAUCACUUGCAUAGCCCGAAAUGGUUCUCCUCUGCCGAACGUGACAUGGUGGAGAAACGAGAGGAUCGUGGACGGCCUUUGGGAAGUAACAGGUCCUGGCGUGGUGAAGAAUAACCUGGUGAUUGACAAGCUCACCAGGUCAUGGCAUAACCAGACGCUGACCUGCUCGGCUUCGAACACGCACCGCACGAACCCGGUGUCAACCUCCGUUGUCAUCAAAAUGUACCUGUUACCUACGAGCGUCAUUAACCAACCAGGAGACGUCCAGGAAGGAGAUCUUAUAAAGCUCAUAUGCGAAUCUGAAGGCUCCAGGCCGCCGGCGGUGUUACACUGGAAAGUUAAAGGGAUUAAAAAUCCAUCGGCGAGGGACGAAAACUACGGUGGUAUGACGAGGUCGACUUUACUCAUCAACGUCAGUCGAGAGGACGACAAGUCGACCGUCAUCUGCCAGGCACACAACCCGACCAGAGCUAAAAUCGUAAUCACCAACACGACGAUUCUUAACGUUCAAUACAAACCAUCCGUGAGAGCGGAGAUGGGGAAGUCCUUGAGGGCGGAAAGUUUGAAGGAAGGCGAUGACGUUUACUUCGAUUGUACAGUCGACGCAAAUCCCAACGCCACCAAGAUAACUUGGUACCAUGAGGACAAGGUACAGGUUCAGAGCAUUGCCCAGGGGAUCAUCACGACGGGCAAUUCUUUAGUCCUGCAGAAGGUGAACCGUGAGCAGGCUGGUUUUUACAGAUGUGCUGCUACAAAUAAACUGGCUACGGUGACCAGUCCUCCCGUAAGACUGAAGAUAAGAUAUAAACCAGAAUGCUUCACCUUCCCGACCACCUAUUUCAUCUACGACAAACCUAUCAACGUGACCUGCACGGUGUCCUCUUACCCAGCCGUCCAUUCCAUCUACUGGCAGUGGAACAACAGCAAUGACGUCAUCACCACCAAGCCCGAGACGGCCGAGCUGGAGAAAUCCCAGGCUCAGCUGACGGUGACUCCGAUCGAAAACAGGGAGGACCGGGUCCUCUCCUGCUGGGCGGUCAACGAAAUGGGAGAACAGACGAAGCCCUGCGGAUUCACAUUCAAAGUUGCCCAGAUGCCCUUACCGCUGUCUUCUUGUCGUCUUGCCAACAUCACGGCUUCGUCCCUAAGUCUGACGUGCCAGAGACCGCAUGUGCCAACUGCUGGAACUACUCUCUACCGGGCGGAGGUUUACUUCCAAAACGACACCCUUUUCGCAAACGUGACCUCUGACCGUCCUAACUUCAACGUGAGUCGACUAGACGCGGGAAUGAGGUACCAGAUAAAGGUGUACGUCACGCACGGGCCAGUGACGUCGCAGCCAGUUGUGGUGUCUGCUUAUACUUCCAGAACGUCAAGAACGACACCAGCUGACAUCAUCAGCAAAGACACUGGGACUUCGAUAGGGGGCGCCGUGGGCGCCGUGGUUGGAGUCCUUUUGGGCGUGGUGGGGUUGGUCCUCGCCAGGAACUACUGCAGGAAACGAAGGACUCGAAGGAAGCCAGAGCCUCGACCUCCUUCAGACGACAGCAAUCCGGAUGUCGUUCCAAAUAUUGAGGAGACCUACGAUCUCUUGUCAUCUGGAGAAGGGAAAUCGGAGGCAAUGGUGUACGAAGUUAUGGACCCUUCGCUCGGAGAGGAUGUGCCGAUGCAGGGUAUGAGCGAGCAGCAGGAAUCUUACCACCCUCUCAUGCUCCAGCAUUCGCCGAAGGAGGUCGACGACUAUCCCGGCGUCCGGACGGAUCUCUACUGCCCAGUGGAUCAGCUGAUGAAGGCGGAGGAGAGCGUCGUUUAAAAAACUGACCAUGGAACUGUGUUAUGGAAGAAUAUGCCUCGCUUCGUCGUGAACUCGGUGUUCAGUGAAUGAAAGUAUUGCUAUGAGGAAAUGAAAAAGGGACAAAUUGCGAGAAUUGUCUGGCUGACGCACGAUAUGAUGCUUAGAUAAUACAUAAAAGAAAGGAAACGAGAUAAUACAAGAAAGAAAGGAAACGAAUUGUAACGAUUGGGAAAGAGAUGGUAAAAUGGAAAUGAAAUGAUAGUGCAAAAUAAGUUCGCCUGGUAAAACGAAGAGCAAAGUGACUGAUUAAGAAUACGACAAUAAUUCGCUCUGUGAAAAAACAUUAUUCACCGGAAUCAUAAGUUGUGUUGCAAUAAGGAACAUUGCCUCUGUCACUUCUAUAUGUUUGAAGCAAGCGUUCAGACAUUUUCCUAUGUGAAGAUGUUAAGAAAAUUGUGAAUUUCUUCAGAGAAGAAAGAGAGAGAGAGAGAGAGAGAGAGAGAGAGAGAGAGAGAGAGAGAGAGAGAGAGAGAGAGAAUGAAAUGUUUGAGAGGAUGACCAGCAGAGAUUUUCUUUAAGCGUGCAAGGGUGAUUUGUUCGAAAAAAAAAAUAAAAUAAAACUUAAAUUUUAUAAAUCAGAUAUUGAUUGAUGGAAAGGCUAAACGUACGCAAGGAAAAGAAAACACAAAACUCCAGUGCUCUAAUUGUAAAGCCGGCUUUAUCCUUCCGGCUGCCAGACUUAUUACAGAGUGAUCCAGCUUUGGAGUUGGUCAGUCCACACGUGCGGAUUUCGCCAGGUGCUGGAUGUAAAUUGUGAAGAAGUCCCUGACAAGGAUUAUACCCGUUGCUUCCAUGUCUAAUUUAACUGCUGUUCAGACUGCUACUUUGCAUCUGAGCCGUAGUGAUAUUGUUCAUAUAUAUAUAUAUAUAUAUAUAUAUAUAUAUAUCUAUAUA